Messenger RNA from Postia placenta MAD-698-R-SB12, 1740 nucleotides. RefSeq lists its product as hypothetical. NCBI's taxonomy places the organism in Eukaryota, Fungi, Basidiomycota, Agaricomycetes, Polyporales, Adustoporiaceae. Gene Ontology annotation, molecular function: metal ion binding; phosphoribosylaminoimidazole carboxylase activity; ATP binding. The record is from RefSeq and is a predicted model, not a curated record. Gene Ontology annotation, biological process: 'de novo' IMP biosynthetic process. The transcript is spliced from 4 exons. The coding region runs from base 1 to 1740 and encodes 579 amino acids.
AUGGACAAGGUUGUCGGCAUACUAGGCGGUGGUCAGCUUGGCCGCAUGUUGGCGCAGGCCGCCUCGGUAUUGAACAUCGACAUAGUUGUGCUUGAUGUUGGUGAACACGGCCCCGCGAAGCAGGUCGUCGCGCCCAAGUCGCCUCGCCUCGCUCACAUAGACGGAUCCUUCACCGAUGCGGCCAAGAUCCGCGAGCUUGCAGCAAAAGUGGAUGUCCUCACCGUCGAGAUCGAGCAUGUGGACGUCAACGUGCUUGACGAGGUCCAGGAUUCUCUUCCGCUCGGUGUGCAUCCCAGCCCGUCUACAAUCAAAGUUAUUCAGGACAAGUUUGCGCAGAAGCAUCAUCUCGCAGCGCACGGAUGCCCGCUCGGCGAGUUUGUAUCCGUCGAUGCAACUUCUGAGUCCAUCAUAUCGGCCAUCAAGAAGCUGGGGCUACCAUUGAUGUUGAAGAGCCGGACUCUCGCUUACGAUGGCAGGGGCAACUUUGUCAUUCGGGAUGCCAACCAAAUCGAGGACGCUAUUGGCGCGCUCGGCAACAGGCCGCUAUACGCAGAGAAAUGGGUUCCUUUCGUCAAGGAAAUUGCAGUCAUGGUUGUGCGUUCAACGACCGGCGAGGUGCGCUCCUAUCCGGCCGUUGAGACCGUGCACAAGGAGAACAUCUGUCACCUUGUUUUUGCCCCCUUCCGGAGCCGCGAUCCCACUAUCGCUGAUCGCGCACGCGCUGUCGCGGAGGCCGCAGUGAAGGCUCUGCAUGGUGCAGGUGUCUUCGGGGUCGAGAUGUUCCUUCUGGCAGACGGUUCGGUCUACGUGAACGAGAUUGCUCCUCGCCCUCACAACUCGGGACAUUACACGAUUGAAGCCUGUGAAACGUCGCAGUACGAAAACCAUCUCCGUGCCAUCCUCUCGCUUCCGCUGGGUUCGACCGCGCUGAAGGUCCCCUGCGCCGUAAUGCUCAACCUAAUCGGCGCAUCGAGCGACAUGGAGGAGAUUACAUCCGUUGCGCAACGUGCGCUUGCCGUCCCAGGCGCGAGCGUGCAUCUCUAUGGCAAAUCAGAGUGCCGGAAGGGUCGCAAGAUGGGGCACAUCACCAUCGUUGCCGACUCGGACGCCGCGCUCCGCACGCGGCUGCGCCCGCUCCUUGAAUGCCUUCCUGCGCCGAGCGAUGAUGCUGAGCUCGGGCAGUACGCGCCACUGCCACCCUCGCCAGGAUCGGGUCGCUCAUACCGGGAUCCGCUGGUUGGCAUUAUCAUGGGCUCGGACUCUGAUCUGCCCGUCAUGCUUCCCGCUGCGCGCAUCCUGGACCGCUUCGGUGUCCCUUACGAGCUGACGAUUGUGUCUGCGCACCGAACGCCCGAGCGCCUUGUCGAGUAUGCGCGGUCGGCUGCGUCAAGGGGUCUGCGCACAAUCAUCGCGGGCGCAGGAGGCGCGGCGCACCUGCCUGGAAUGGUUGCCGCGAUGACGGCACUCCCAGUGAUUGGCGUGCCAGUGAAGGGCAGCUCGUUGGACGGCGUGGAUUCGCUGUAUAGCAUCGUGCAGAUGCCGCGAGGUAUCCCUGUCGCGACCGUGGCUAUCAACAAUGGGAUGAAUGCGGGGUUGCUCGCCGUGCGAAUACUGGGUGCCGGUAUGCCACAUCUCGUUGGCGCGAUGGAUGCAUACCUGAAAAGCCUCGAGAGCGAGGUGCUUGUGAAAGUAGACAACCUCGAAGUGAUUGGCUGGGAGAAGUACGAGGUUAAACGUUAA